Molecule: messenger RNA, 3442 nt
Organism: Dicentrarchus labrax (European seabass)
Lineage: Eukaryota; Metazoa; Chordata; Actinopteri; Moronidae
Product: solute carrier family 35 member E2A
Exons: 9
Coding region: 510-1676 (388 amino acids)
Cellular component (GO): Golgi apparatus
Molecular function (GO): antiporter activity
Source: RefSeq, a predicted model, not a curated record
GUGUUAGGGUUAGCUUCACACUGCGAAGUGACUGUUGUUAGCAGCCACGUCUCAAAGUCAGGUGCACAGAUAUGAGUAACCCAGACAGAUAGGUACAUGUUAGUGUGCAGUGGGUGUGGUGUUGUUGAUCACACCCACAGGCCGGGCAGUAUGGCUGGUAACACGCCUGGCUCUCUAACGUUAGCUUCCACUCCUUCACAUCCCAUGUUACCGCUGCGGCUAGCUAACGUCAGUGUGCAACUUCCUCUUCUUAUAACGCUGCUGUCUCGUUGACCGGCUGGGUUUACGGUGUUUUUCCGUCUUAAUAAUUGAGGUUUCCAAGAUUCAAAGAGAGGACAGUGGACAUCAGGACCUGAACGCAUCCCCAGCAUUUACUGUAAGACUGAGAGACUGAUCAAUUGCUGGACCAAUCAGAAGAUGGACUGACGUUGAAAACUCUCCUCGUUCCCCUCACCUCCCUCUUAUCACCCACCUGUUGGGCCCCUGGGGGCCCUCAGGCGGCAGGCGUGAUGCCAGGCAGCAGGCAGACUGCCAGGCACCCAUUGUGGCGCCUCCUGUCACCAUUCAGCACCCGCCAGGAGCAAGUGGUUCUGGCCCGCAGCGAGAGCCUGCCUGGGGAGCAGGUGCUGAAGAUCACAGUCACAGAGACCACGGUGAUCGAGGCCGAGUCAGGGGUGUGGAACUGGCGCUCCAUGACCUACCUGGGCCUCUGGUACUUCUUCAGCUUUUGCACCCUGUUCCUCAACAAGUACAUCCUGUCGCUGCUGGAGGGGGAGCCUAGCAUGCUGGGUGCUAUUCAGAUGCUCUCCACCACCGUCAUAGGCUGCCUUAAGAUGUAUGUUCCCUGCUGCCUGUACCAGCACAAGUCCAGAACUGAGUACCCCCCCAACUUCAUCAUGAUCAUGCUGUUUGUUGGACUCAUGAGGUUCACCACGGUGGUUCUGGGCUUGGUGAGCCUGAAGAAUGUGGCGGUAUCUUUUGCUGAGACAGUGAAGAGCUCAGCACCCAUCUUCACUGUUAUCAUGUCCAGACUGAUCCUGGGAGAGUAUACAGGGCUGUGGGUGAACCUGUCCCUGUUUCCUGUCAUGGCUGGCCUGGCCCUCUGCACAGCCACGGAGAUUAGCUUCAACAUGCUCGGCUUCUCCGCCGCUCUCUCCACCAACAUCAUGGACUGUUUGCAGAACGUGUUUUCCAAAAAACUGCUAAGUGGAGACACAUACAGGUUCAGCCCUCCAGAGCUGCAGUUUUAUACUAGUGCAGCAGCAGUCAUCAUGCUUAUCCCUGCCUGGGUGUUCCUCUUGGACAUCCCAGUCAUUGGGAAGAGUGGGCGGAGCUUCGUCGUCAGUCAAGACAUUAUCCUGUUGCUGCUUUUUGACGGCGGCCUGUUCCACCUGCAGAGUGUCACUGCCUAUGCUCUCAUGGGACGGAUUUCGCCUGUUACCUUCAGUGUUGCCAGCACUGUGAAACACGCCCUGUCGGUUUGGCUGAGCAUCAUCGUGUUCAGUAACCAGAUCACCAUCCUAAGCGCCGCAGGCACCUUCCUCGUGUUCAUUGGGGUCCUCUUGUACAACAAGGCCCGGCAGUUUCAGAGGGACACCUUACAUGCCAUGGUUGCUGAGCAGAACCACAAACCACUACUUCAGGACCAGGACUUCCAAGCCCCUCAGUCUCACUGAGGGACAUAAAAUGCUGCCUGAAACGAGAUCAUGGUAUUAACAAAUAUGCUUAUCUGUGGCUGUGAAGGUGGGAUGACUAGAUAUUUGUCUGUUCUUCACCACACACACACACACACACAUUCCAGUUAAAUGGGACCCACUCGCGUUUUCUUCCAGGUUCCAAUUUGUUUCACUGUCGUGUCUUAAAACUCAAAGUAAACUCUGGUGACUGGCUUGGUAUGGUCAGUGUCCGUAUGACUAAGCCAUCACUAGUCCUGUGGAACAGUAUAUACAGUAUUUCUUUGUCCAUAACAUACUUACACUUCAAUCAUCCUUGAUCUUUUGCUUUGUAUAAUAUCGGUCGUAAAAGGAGAAGCUCAGGGUGUCCUUCAGCUUUUUGAAGGAAGUCUCUUCUGUAAGCUUUUUGUCUUACAUUUGCAUUUCAGAGUGUGCUGGUUUAUCUCAUCUGUGGUACAGCAGCUGCUGAAUGUAUGCUAUUGUGAAUAUCUGUAAAGCAUUUAAGCUGUAUGUAUGAUUGAAUUUUUGUGACGGUGUAACCUACACUGUAUCAUACAAUGUAAAAUUGAUCUUGAUUGCAUCUGAAUUUAAGAUGUGAAUUGGGCACCAGUGCCUGGCUCAUCCAGCCAAAGCGUAGACCAGCUGUUUGACACAUUUGUAAACAAUGUGUUGGACAUUUGAAAGCCACAUACUGCAUUCUAGGAAUGCUUGUGUCUACCGUUAAAUGUUGCAGGCGUACGAAAGGGUUUUAUGUACCUGUGUAUCUUCUCUUUGUUUUUCCUUUGUAAACUUACUGCAUGCUGGGAUAGCAGCCCUGGCAACCCUGAACAGGAAUGGGACCGUAGCGCGUGAAACUGGUACCUCUCCAGCUACCAGUCCACACCCCAUACUGUGGUCUGUGGGACUUGAACCGGCAACUCUCCGGUUCCUAAGCAAAGUCCCUACACACUGAGCUACUGCCGCCCCAAUAAAACCCAACUUGUAAUGAAAGUUUUCCUUUCAACCAAACCGCCGGUCAAAAUGGCAUCUCCGUGGGCCUUUUAAACAUACAUCAACUGUUAGUGAAGUUCAUGAUGAGAGCUGCAACAACAGAUGGAAAUUCACAUCCUCAUUGUUCUUUCAGCUCCUUACGGUGUCUGUGAAGUUUCUGUUAUAGAAAUAAAUUAGUGCCACGUCGCCAUCUUGCCAUAAACAUCUGGGUGGUGCCAGUUCUCACCAUACUGCUUCAGUCAUACUGUCUCCAGUCUAGUCCAGGCUUCUUUCCCAAUUUUUCUGAGGUCAGUGACUUACAAAGUCCAUCAGGUGUCUGAUAGGACUAAUCUGUGUUAAUCAUUAUCAGUCCGACAGUUAAGUGGUUCGGUGGUUUGUAAGCAUUGUAGUUAUGCUCCACUUUUGCGUGUGCCUUGAGAAGCAGUCUGUCUUUUCUUGCGUUAUCCCCACACGUACGAAUCUGAGUUGUUUUUUACAUGUUCAUUCUAUAUGGUUAUUGUUUGAGAAUUUCUGUCUCAGUUAAGUGCUUUUAAAAAAUAGGUGCAGGCUGAAAUUUAAUACCAAUACCCUACAAAUAUAUCUGUAAUCUUCCAUAGUAAAUCUUUGGAAUGCUGCUUCAGGGGUUCAAACAUGCAGAAGUGGCAGGCAGUAAUGAACUGUAUAUUUGGGAAUGUGCAAAUAAAAGGUGUACACAUAUUCACUCAUGUGACUCUUUAAGUGAGGAUGUAAUGAUAUUUGAUAGACAUUGUGCAGAGAAUAAAAGUACUUUCUCUUCAGUA